UUUACCCCGGAUAAGCUUGUCAAACCUUCCCAACCAAAAAUUCGGAAUACAGUCCCCUAUCUCCUAGACUAUAAAGUAAUUGCUGCUUAUUUUUUUAACCUUACUACUGGCCCAAAUUGGUUGGACACAUAAUUACCCUCAUUCUUGUUAAAAUUUUACCAAUGAAUAUUCAUGAUAUAUUUAUAUGUUAACUGCUCUUCGUGUUAUAUUCACAUUCACGUCAACAAAUUUUUUUAAAGAUAUAAGUACAUUAAAUUUUGCCUUGUAAAUUAAUAAGUGAAUUAAGUGAAUUACUUAAUCAUGUUAAUUGAAGUUAUAUCUACUUUAUAUUCGAAGCAAGUAAGAAGUACUUAAAUUUUCUUGAAUCUAUAUUGUACUAAUGAAUCAAGUAAAUUCAAAGACACUUUAGUUUGAAAUAUAAUUCAGAAGUAAUGCAUUUUUAAUACUUAAAACUGCAUAAGAAAAUAAAGGAAUAUUUGGAAAGCGGUGCAUUAUUUUAGAGAGUACAAUUUAGAAACAAUCUACUAUUUUUUCAAUUUUUAUCGUGUUAUAUAAAAUUUAAUUACAGAUUGGCCAAAACGUUUCGAGAACGAUUCCGGAUUCUCUGUUUACUAAUCAUCGCUUUCUUGAUGGUCAAUGCGGGUAUAAUGGUUUUAUCAAUGAACGGGUAUACUUUUUCGAUCUUGACGAGGUCAACUAAGAAAUCAAACGAGCAGAUUAACAACUCUGUCUCUCGGCACAACAUGAAAGGGGACAUCAGUAUGUUACUAAAGGAUUCCCAAGAGACUCAAGAAUACUCAUUCACACAGCGAGAUAAUGUCACAGGGAUCGGAAACCAAACGUUGAAAAGGAGUGAUCAGUUGUUAGCAAAUAUAACAGACCACCACGUGCAAAAUAUGAUUCCUGAGAGGUGUAUUAAGUAUUUAUCGAUAUAUACUCUUGAAGUGAGCACAUUUAAGGCUUGGCCUGAAUAUGCUAUUCUUGAAAAGGUUUUCAGUGAAACAAAAGAUCGGAAGGGUCCUUACUACGACAAUAGAGUUAUUCGUGAUAAUGAUGUUCCAACUGUAUUCAUCGAAUGUCCAGACUUUAUGUGUGAUAUAGCACUUCGGACGACAGACGAUGAAAAUCUAUUGAAACAUAGUGACGCCAUAUUCAUCAACUUUUCACCAUGGAGGUAUAGGAAUAGAAUGCAUAAAAUUUCAAAUCGACUCGUGAAAACUCUGCCAGAGAAUAUCAGACUUUUCUUCUACGCCAUGGAAAACCCAUUGAUGAUGACUUAUUGGGACUCAACUAUUGAAGAUAUUCAAUACAAUUAUGACAUGACAUAUCACUCAGAGAGUGAUGUAAUCCUUCCAUAUAGUCGCUAUGUCCACGGGGAACCGACAGAUAUGCAAGUUAUGAACUAUGCCGAGAAUAAAACCGACCUCCUUGUAUGGGUGGCCAGUAAUUGCAACAAUACAUUCUGGCCACGAAUGGAAUGGGUACAAGAUCUAAAGAAGCUGAUAACCUUUGAUACAUAUGGUAAAUGUGGUGACAAAAUUUGCCUCCCUCGAAUGUCUCCUGAAUGCACAAGGAAACAAUCUCGUUACAAGUUUACCUUGGCCCUUGAGAAUGCACAAUGUAAUGAGUACAUCACCGAAAAGUUUUGGGUAAACGGCCUCAUGAACGGUGUUGUUCCAAUUGUUUAUGGAGGGAAACGAAUAAGCUACGAGCAAGUAGCUCCCCCUAAUUCAUUCCUCCACGUCGCCGACUUCUCUUCACUGGAAGAACUUGUAAAUUAUCUCCUCAAAGUCGACAAGAACGACAGCCUUUACAAUGAGUUCUUUGCAUGGCGGAGACAGGGCCGCGUUGAGAAGAUCUACCCUGAACUCCAACCUAAAUCAUUUUGUAAGUCUCUUCCCAUACUGUCGGACUCAACCCCAACACCUGCCAAGAGAGUCAGAGAUUCGAAAUAUUUCCAAAGUUGUCAAGGGGAUGGUCAUAGAUCAUUUACAGAGGAGGGUGACAUUAAUAACUGGACGCCAUGGAAGUAAAGAAGGGCCUUCGAUGGAGAAUCCAGGUGAAUCAGGCCAAUUGACAUUAUGAGCAAAGCGAGAUAUUUACUUUUUCAGUCAUUCAGAAGCCUGUGGCUCGAUCUUCGAGUUUCUUGGGUCUACUGCACUGUUACGGCACGUUUUGGUAAAUUGCAAAUUUAGUAAAUUACCAAAAUGUGCAGGACAUUGACGGCACAUUUUGGUAACUUCUGGGAUUAUUCGCUCACUUGACUGCUGGGUACCCAUUAAAAAAUCAUCGCUAUUCAUCAUUGUCAAAUUAUCAUUAAACACAACUUAUUUUCAACAUCUCUUUGAAAAGAGGGAAAAUCGCCAACGAAAACAAAAUGUCUAAUUUCCUGUGCUAUAUAAUUGUUCUUCUCUGCUGUACUUUGCUGAGAUUGAUAGUACGAUUCUAGUUCCAGAACAGUUGUCAUGGUUUGUCUAAUGCUGAAGUCGGCAGAAACGCUGGAAAGAAAUGGAAGAAAGACAAACAAUUAAGCUUUCAUGGAUAAGGAAAGAGAAAGAAAAACUAUUUGCAAUGACUCAUGAGGAGGAUUAAUAUAUCACCAUUCAAGCUAAACCUAAAGCUAAAACUUUGUAGAGUCUAAAUUGAAAACUUGACAUUCUAACCAUUUUUUGGUAAAAAUGAUCAGGAUGUUAUCUGAAUAAACUAUUAAUGCGAGUUCAAAGUGCUAGCUGAUUUUUUUUUGUGUUCUGACUGAAAGCUUGACAUUCUAAACACUCUUUGUACCAAUUACAAGG
This is a messenger RNA of Lytechinus variegatus (green sea urchin), 2795 nucleotides long. RefSeq names its product 4-galactosyl-N-acetylglucosaminide 3-alpha-L-fucosyltransferase FUT6-like. Lineage: Eukaryota; Metazoa; Echinodermata; Echinoidea; Temnopleuroida; Toxopneustidae. The record is from RefSeq and is a predicted model, not a curated record. Gene Ontology annotation, cellular component: membrane. The transcript has a single exon. The coding region runs from base 630 to 2033 and encodes 467 amino acids. Gene Ontology annotation, molecular function: alpha-(1->3)-fucosyltransferase activity.